AUGAAGCCUCCACAGAUUAUCUUCCUAACUGUACAGGUGGGCGAAUGGUGUAACGAAAAGGAAAGUGGACGUUUUGAGGUGAACAAACCGAUCUGUCUUAGUUUUACUGCCUACCAUCCAGAAGAAUGGCAGGCUUCUUGGGGUAGUACGUGGUUUCUGUGUGGUUUGAGCGUAGUACGAACAAUUUUGGAAGCAAUCAUCAGUUUUUUCCCGGUUGAAUCGAGCGGAGCCAUCGGCUCCAUCACAUGCAGUAGCACGAUGCGGAAGCGAUUUGCAAAGGAGGUAAGCGCCGCAUCGGGACGAGUAACCCGCAGAGUCGCUCCUACUGCUGUCCGAAGUGUGGGCCGAUCGUCGAUCUGA
Molecule: messenger RNA, 360 nt
Organism: Blastocystis hominis
Lineage: Eukaryota; Bigyra; Opalinata; Blastocystidae
Exons: 1
Coding region: 1-360 (119 amino acids)
Source: RefSeq, a predicted model, not a curated record